Messenger RNA from Adineta steineri, 795 nucleotides. The record is from the annotation of a GenBank genome assembly. Lineage: Eukaryota; Metazoa; Rotifera; Eurotatoria; Adinetida; Adinetidae.
AUGAAUAUCAUGUACACAUUUCUAAUAAUAAUUUUUCUUACUGUAUCUGUUAUUCAAACAACGGAUUAUGCUAUUAAUGAUCAACAAAUUUGCACACGAAAUCCAUUUACAGCAAAUUUUAAUCAUAAUUGUUCACGUGCACGAUUAUUACAAACAGUUGAUACUCCGAAUACUAAUGCAAUUAUACAUAUUACUAUUAUUUUUGAUCUAUUAUUAUGUGGUUUCGAUGGAUUGCUCAAUAUUUCUCCAACAGGAAUAUUGAAUACGUCAUUUACUAUUACAAAAUCAGAUCAAUAUGAUCAACUAAUUUAUUUUACAUUUUUUUCAUGGAGUCACCGAUCCAUGUAUAUCAAUAAUAAAACAAACCUAACAUUUAGUGUAUCAACAAUAAAUUCAUAUUUAUAUAAUACAUCAUCUGAACAAUUUAGUCAAACAAUUAAUCCAGUACCCAUUGUUGAGUGUAAUUGUGAUUUGUUAAAUAAAUCUUUGACACCGGAAAAUGUUACUCGUGUAUAUUAUUUAAAUACAGAUGCAAUUAAUCUUAAUAUCGAUUUGUCAACAUCAAGUUAUUAUAUUCCACCAAUGUUUGAUUUUGUUGGUAUAUGUCUUACUACGAAAACAACUUUAAGUACUGGUGGAAAAGUUUUUAUCAUUCUUAUUAGUGUUUUUAGUUUUAUUACAAUAGUUCUUAUUGCUAUCUGUCUAAGAAAACAAUUGAAAGAGUUAUGGCAUAUCAUAAGAAAUCGGCUGAAACAUAAACGUGGUGAGGUUCCCGCACACAGGGUUGAACGUUAA